Hippocampus comes (tiger tail seahorse) is the source of this 2345-nucleotide messenger RNA. It is a transcript of the gene cdkn1ba, whose product is annotated as cyclin dependent kinase inhibitor 1Ba. The transcript is spliced from 3 exons. Gene Ontology annotation, molecular function: cyclin-dependent protein serine/threonine kinase inhibitor activity; protein-folding chaperone binding. Gene Ontology annotation, cellular component: nucleus; cytoplasm. The coding region runs from base 759 to 1238 and encodes 159 amino acids. NCBI's taxonomy places the organism in Eukaryota, Metazoa, Chordata, Actinopteri, Syngnathiformes, Syngnathidae. Gene Ontology annotation, biological process: G1/S transition of mitotic cell cycle; negative regulation of cell population proliferation; negative regulation of mitotic cell cycle. The record is from RefSeq and is a predicted model, not a curated record.
GAGAGAGAGAUAUAGGGAGAGUUGGCUGGGUGUCAAAGGUCAUUUUUAAUCUUAUUUGGCUCCAAAUCACAGAACAUCUGCUCUCCUCUGCCCCCUGGUGGCUGUAAACGGCAAAGGUGGAGAGGGAAGCUUUGAUAGAUUUUGCAUUCGUAUGAUUAUAGAGGAGCACAACAAAGCCACCAACGCCAGUGGCCUUGAAGCUCGGUGGCCAUGUUGUGACUUUUUUUCUGGGGGGAGGGGGCAGUUUGUCAACGAAGUGGACCGUCGGGGGUUUGAGGAUUUCAAGCCGCAAAGCAGGAAUGGAAGUCUUGAGGCUGUUUUCGGUGUGUUGACUUCAAUCCGGUUUUCACUGCGUGCUGCUUUAAGAGUUUCUCACUCAGUGGGCGGCCCGAAGCGAGCGCGCAGACCAAUGAAAGCUCCGCUCUGUUUAAAUAGUCCUUCAUGUCAACUUGCCUUCUUCACUCUCUGCUCUCGCUAACGCCAUGUUGGCUCCGACGACCUGACUUCUGCGGAUGUUUGUGUGCGUGUGUGCGCGCGUGUGUUUGUGUGCGUGCGUUUGCAGAACGUGACAGUCGUGCUUUUUAAAACCCCUGCCGUGUCGUUUUUGUGGAUUGUUUUCUCCCCCCCCCUCUUUUAAUUUUUUUUUUUUUUUUUUUUUUGCGUGGCGCACUGGAGUACGCGCUUUGCAUUCUCGCUCUGACUUCGCAAGGAAUAUUACAAGCCAAGGGAUUUGACGUUGUUGUUGUCGUUGUCGUCAUAUGUGCAACAAAAUGUCAGACGUGCGCCUUUCCAACGCCAGUCCGCCGCUGGAGAGGGUCGACGCGCGGCAGCAGGACCGCGUCCGACCCCCGGUGUGCAGGAACCUCUUCGGCACACCUGACCCGGACGAGAUCCGGGCCCGUUUGGCGGCCACACUGAAGGAUGACGUGCGCUCGUUCGUGGACCGCUACAACUUCGACCCGGUCCAAGAUAGACCGCUCCCGCGCGGGGACGUAGAAUGGACGGAGGCGCGGGAGGCGCCGGAGUUCUACUCCAGGCCGCCGCACAGGAGGCGGCGGCCGCCGAUGGAAGAUUCCGGGGAGUCGCCUCGGAGCCAAAACAGAGACUCUUCGAUGAAAAGACCGUCGGAUGCUGCAGGUCUGUCUAGCGAGUGCCCGACGAAGCGGUCGCAUUCCAGGGGGGACGACGACGACGAGCCGCCCCCGGACGCUGGAGGUCCGGCGGCGGAGGUCCAGUGAGAGACGCUGGCACCAGACAGCAUCAUCAAGAAGAACCCUCAGCAGACCCCAUAGGAAGGCAAUAGAGGCUGCACAAGCACUGAAAUAUGUACACUAUCAAGUUUUGGCACUCUUAUUAAUAUUAUUUUGUAUUGUUAAAUCGCCUCAGAAGCAGCAGACAAUGUAGCAAGAAGUGUGCAAAUUGAUUAUCCCUCCUGACCCUCCCUCCAUUUUGUUUUCUUACUACCUAUGUUUGUUUUUUUUUUAAAUUUUAUGUAUGUAGCACAUAAAAAGCAUUCUGCUUUUCAUGCCUGUGUUUUCAAAUAUGCGUGAAUUUUGACACGGGCGGAGUUGCAGUGCAAUUUCCACCCUGCAAAGAUGUUUUUCGUUCAAGUGGUCAUUAAUAUGUCGUUCUUAUUCAGGUAUUCCACUUUUUUGGGGGGGAGGGGUAACUGCAGAUUUCAAUGAAUCAGGGUUGGAUGGAAACUUAUGUCUUCUGUUUUUUUUUUAUUAUGGCUUUAUGUGUCCCAGUGUUUUAGCUUGGUAGGCCGGCAUGGUUCCAUCGUUACUGGGAAUAGCCACAAAAAAUAACGUUUACAUGGUCUCCUGAUGUGCCCGCUUUUAUUUAACGAUUAAAAAAAAAAAAUGGGGUUUGCCAAAGUGUGUGCCUUUUUUGGGCUGAGCAAUAUUUGACCAAAUUUCACAGUAUUUGCCGCUAAUCCUAAGAAUUCAAACAACAAUUUGACCGGCUUAUACUGCAGCGGUUUUGCUAAACUGUGGUGUCCAGAUAAAAAAAAUGUGUUUGGGGAAAAAAAAAAUCACUGGGCUACUUAUGCAAAUAUGUGAAAUUCAUGUGGAACAUGUAAUUGCACUAUUGUUAAUUCAAUUUUUUUGUGUGGUAGGCAGAAAAACAAAAGUUGCACUGCCUCGGCAAAAGUGUAACCUCUGAAGUGUACCUGUGUGCCUUUUUGUUUGGAAAAACACUGAAAAAUUAUACUAACUUAUUUAUGUUUGUGUGUGUAUAUGUGCGCGUGGUGGGGUGUUUGUAUGGCUUUUCCAAAGCAACGUUUUUGUAAAUAUGUUUUAAUCAUUGUUUGUAAAAGACGAAUAAACCGUUGCAAACCUGUG